This is a messenger RNA of Acanthosepion pharaonis, 513 nucleotides long. The record is from the annotation of a GenBank genome assembly. Lineage: Eukaryota; Metazoa; Mollusca; Cephalopoda; Sepiida; Sepiidae.
AUGCCACCCAUAUCAGGGAAAACAGCGCACCCCGCUAAGAAAAAAAACAAAAACCGCUUCUUUCUUGUGUCUUUUCUUUUUCCUUUUUUCUUUUUUUCUUUUUUUUAUUGUUUUUCUUUACUUUUUCUUUUCUUUUGUUUUUUCUUUUCUUUUUUUCGUUUUCUUGUCUUUUGUCUUUUCUUUUCUUUUUCCUUGUCUUUUUCUUUUCUUUUUUCUUUUCGCUUCCUUUUCUUUUUCCUUCUCGUUUUUCUUUUCUUUUCCUUGUCUUUUUCUUUUCUUUUUCCUUGUCGUUUUCUUUUCUUUUUUCUUGUCUAUUUUCUUUUUUUCUUUUCUUUUAUCGUGUCUUUUUCUUUUCUCUUUGCUUUUUCUUUUUUUUCUUUUCUUUUCUUUUUACUUGUCUUUUUCUUUUCUUUUUCUUUUCUUUUUCUUUUUCCUUUUCUUUCUUUCUUUUAUCUUCUUUUUUUUCUUUUUGCGAAAUACAAUAUUUGUCACACAGUCAUUAACAAAUUUUGA